GGCUCGAGUACGAAGCGGACACGCCACACAACCUGUCCGGCACAGCUACCUCUGUCCCAAGAAUCCAAGUAUCUUCAUCUGCACCUCUAGCCAAGGAGACAUCCCGACACGUCCUCAGCCAGGAAAGUGUGCAAGUGCUCGUCCCGGUCGCCGCCUUGAUCCAGUCCCAACUUGCCAUUAGCGAUUCUGAGCGCGCCAGUGCGAACCCGCCGCUGCAAGGAUCCAAAAGUUGGCCAGGAGCCGCACAAGGAAACUGUCUGCAAUCGAUAAUUCCCGGAGAGUGCAGUGCACAGAGAGCAGUUUCGAGUUCGAAACCGUCGAAGUACUUACUGCUAAGUGUGACGUUGUUUUUGUACGCGAACAGUCGAACCGGCUUUCCACUGACUGUGCUCUGCUGUCCCGGCCGCCGUUCUGUGCAUUUUCGCUGGUCGUUGUCUUGAAAGGAAUCCACGGAUUUCGUUCCGCGAUUCGUCAUCUUCGAAUUGCAAGUGCUGGUCUCGGUUUUUUGCAGAACUCGCUUUAAUUACGUUCGCAGUGCUUUCCAAGUCCCGUAAUACAAAGAAAAGUUCGCUUGCAGUCGUGAGCGCUAAAAGUGUUUCAGACAAGAAUUUGUGCGGAAAAUAGCUUCGCUUUCUAAUUGCACUCCACGCCGCCCGGUCGAGUCGUGAAGGGGAUAAUUGCCCGUACGCUGCGUAGAACCCGAGUGACGACACAGCCAAGGAAGGAAGCUCAGCAGAACUAGAUAUCGUUGAACAAAUUUCUUUUACAAUAUACCACUAAAAUGAAUGGGCAAAGUUACGAACUGAACCAUACAAACGGUGAUAUUAUAUCACAGAACCAGCAGAAAGGAUGGUGGACGAUUGGCUUAAUCAGUGGCCAAUAUAAGUAUAUGACUGCAGAAACAUUUGGAUUCAAAUUGAAUGCAAAUGGAUCUAGUUUGAAGAAGAAGCAGCUGUGGACGUUGGAGCCAUCUAAUACAGGAGAAAGUAUCAUCUAUCUUCGUUCGCAUCUCAACAAAUACUUGUCAGUUGAUUCAUUUGGCAAUGUACUAUGUGAAUCAGAUGAACGUGAUGCCGGUAGCCGCUUUCAAAUUAGCAUUGCAGAAGACGGUUCCGGUCGUUGGGCGCUAAAGAAUGAGUCACGCGGAUACUUCCUUGGUGGCACACCUGAUAAACUUGUAUGUACUGCUAAAACACCUGGCAAGGGUGAAUUUUGGACAGUACAUUUGGCCGCUCGACCACAGGUAAAUUUACGGUCAGUUGGACGCAAACGUUUCGCACACCUAUCAGAAUCACAAGACGAGAUUCAUGUCGAUGCGAACAUUCCCUGGGGCGAAGACACACUCUUUACGCUUGAGUUUCGUGCCGAUGAAGGGGGACGCUAUGCACUGCAUACAUGCAAUAACAAAUAUUUAAACAGUAACGGAAAACUUCAAUCGCUUUGUACAGACGAUUGUCUCUUCAGUGCAGAAUAUCAUGGAGGACAUUUAGCCUUGAGAGACGGUCAAGGAUCAUACCUAUCACCAAUUGGAUCUAAGGCUGUGCUAAAAUCUCGUUCACAAACAGUUACCCGCGAUGAAUUGUUCUCUUUGGAAGAUUCAUUACCCCAAGCAUCAUUCGUUGCCGGUUUGAAUUCCAAAUAUGUAUCAGUGAAACAAGGUGUAGAUGUGACCGCCAAUCAAGAUGAAAUUGGAGAGAAUGAAACAUUCCAACUAGAAUACGAUUGGUCGGCUCACCGCUGGGCAUUACGCACAACACAGGAUCGCUAUUGGUGCCUGUCUACUGGUGGUGGAAUCCAGGCAACUGGAAAUCGUAGAUGUGCUGAUGCACUAUUCGAACUGAUUUGGCACGGAGAUGGUUCCUUAUCCUUCAGGGCAAACAAUGGAAAAUUUUUGGCUACAAAACGCUCCGGUCACCUUUUUGCUACCUCUGAUACCAUAGAGGAAAUCACGAAAUUCUAUUUCUACUUGAUCAAUCGCCCCAUCUUGGUACUAAAAUGCGAGCAAGGAUUUGUUGGAUACAAAGCACCAAGCAAUCCAAAACUAGAAUGUAAUAAGGCAACGUAUGAAACAAUUCUCGUAGAACGAGCACAGAAAGGUGUUGUGAACUUGAAAGCGCACAGUGGAAAGUAUUGGCGAAUUGAUGGCGAAGGAAUAGCCGUUGAUGCCGACGCACCCGCAGAGGGAUUCUAUUUGGAACUCAGGGAGCCAACGAGGAUUUGCAUUCGUUCCCUCGAUGGUCGAUAUUUGGGUGCAACGAAAAACGGUGCAUUCAAAUUAGUGGAUGAUGGGGCCGAGACUGCAACUCAGUGGGAAUUUUAAGAAUAUUUAUUUAUUAAAAUGAAACGAAUAAAACUUACCUUACUUUGUAAGAUAUGAUAAUAAUUUGCAAAACUGCAACUUCCAAUGUUGAUACGUAUGUGGAAAAAAUUCCAAAAUUGUUUUGAAAAAUCCUUUGAGAGAAUACUAGAAGAUCCUACUGAGAGAGAUAUGGAGAGAAGCAAUCGUGGCAAAUUUUUUUGAUAACAUAUAUUUUUUUUUUCAAUGAUAAAUUUAAAUUAUAUACAAUGCAAUCAACAUUAAAUAAAGUAUAUACAUAAUAAUUGUAAGCAGAAUACAAAAUAAAACUUUUUGUACUUUUAUACGACGAAAGAAAAUUGCAAGAAGAUGAUAUUUAAAUAUACUGAAAAAGAGAUAAAAGCUUAUUGCCAAUUUUAAACGCUUUUUAUGAAAGAAAUUUAAUAAUUUUAUAAACGUUUUACGAGUAAUGCUAUACAACAGAGUGGUAGAACAACAUACGCAAGCGUGUUCAAUGAAAUUUCUAUGAGAUCAAACUUGGUUGAGCAAGAAAUGUUUGAGUAACGUAAAUUUAGUCAUCGUACAUGUUUUACGUUUUGUAUGUAGUGUUUUGAUCGGAAAUUUCAUUGAAACACGAUAAGGGGCAUGAUAUUAUAUUUUUAAAUAUAUUUUAGUUUCUAAUGUAUUUCUUUAUUAUUUAUAAACGUAUAAAAGUGAAUAUAUAAAAAUGAGAAUAGCAAUGAAUAUUAAAAAUUAUAAAUUUGA
Molecule: messenger RNA, 3061 nt
Organism: Hermetia illucens (black soldier fly)
Lineage: Eukaryota; Metazoa; Arthropoda; Insecta; Diptera; Stratiomyidae
Gene: singed
Product: protein singed
Exons: 8
Coding region: 782-2320 (512 amino acids)
Biological process (GO): actin filament bundle assembly; establishment or maintenance of cell polarity; cell migration
Cellular component (GO): cytoplasm; actin cytoskeleton
Molecular function (GO): actin filament binding; protein-macromolecule adaptor activity
Source: RefSeq, a predicted model, not a curated record